This is a messenger RNA of Adineta ricciae, 1140 nucleotides long. NCBI's taxonomy places the organism in Eukaryota, Metazoa, Rotifera, Eurotatoria, Adinetida, Adinetidae. The record is from the annotation of a GenBank genome assembly.
AUGUCAUGUAUCACGAAGAUGAAUGCUGAUGGAAUCGCUGGUGAUCUUAUUAAUAACGCCAUUGAAAAGAAUGAACCAAAAAAAAAUCGUCUUUUAGAAACGUUAGGUACACUCAUUCGUACAUUGAUCUCUGUCUGGUAUCCUGUCCUCUCAUAUAGUUUGCCUGAAAAUAGUAACUCACAUUUUAUACAUUCGGUACAUAUCAUAAUGGUUGCUCCAACAGGACCUUCUAAAAAAACGGGAAGUACUAGCAAAGAUGUCUUAAUAGAUUUUCUUGCCGGUGGAACAGCUGUAUGUAUUCUUUGUUUUAUGACUUUCGUCGGAAAAGUGUCUGUGGAUGUCAAUCAAAAAAUCGCCGCUGGACGAAAAUACAGAGGAUUUGGUGAUUGUCUUGUGCGUUGCAUUCGAGAAGAAGGACCCAUAUCUCUUUGGCGUGGAAAUUGGGCAAAUGUCAUCCGUUAUUUUCCAACACAAGCAUUAAACUUUGCGUUCAAAGAGCGCUAUCAACGAAUGUUUGCCAAUUACAAUCCAAAAACGGAUCCAUACAAAUUUUUUGCGGGAAAUCUCUUCGCCGGUGGCAUGGCAGGUGCAACAGGUCUACUCUUUGUCUAUCCACUUGAUUUUGCUCGAACACGACUUGGUGUUGAUAUCGGAAAAUCAGUUCAAGAACGGCAGUUUAAAGGAAUGAACGAUUGCAUUGCUAAAAUCUAUAAAGCUGACGGUAUCCAAGGCCUCUAUCGAGGUUUUUCAAUCAGCGUAGCAGGUAUAUUUGUCUAUCGAGCAUUCUACUUUGGCGGUUACGAUGCUGGAAAAAAGUUUUUGUUUGGUGACAAUCCAAAUCCGAAUAUAUUGUAUCGUUUUCUCUUCGCACAAUUUAUUACUUCAUCCUCGGAAUUCCUUGCCUACCCACUCGAUACAAUUCGACGUCGAUUAAUGAUGCAAAGUGGUCGUAAUGAUGUUAUCUACCGAGGAACAUUGGACUGUGCUCGAAAGAUCGCUGUUAAUGAAGGCUUAACCGCAUUCUUCAAAGGAAAUCUCUCCAAUAUGUAUCGUAGUAUUGGUUCAUCAUUAGUUCUUGUUCUCUAUGAUGAAUUCAAACGAUGGAUACUCUUAGCUGGUGAAUCGUCUGCUUCCAAAUAA